CGAAGAGCGGAGUGCACCGAGUGCCGCGGGAGCAGCACCCAGGUCCCCUGCUCCCGCGACAUGGCCUUCAACUUCGGGGCUCCCUCGGGCACCUCUGGUACAGCUGCAGCCACCGCGGCCCCCGCGGGUGGGUUUAGUGGAUUUGGGACACCGUCUACAACAGCAGGUUCUGCAUUCAGCUUUUCUACUCCAUCUAACACGGGCACUACUGGACUCUUCGGUGGUGCUCAGAACAAAGGUUUUGGAUUUGGCACUGGCUUUGGCACAACAGCUGGAACUAGUACUGGUUUAGGUACUGGUUUGGGAACUGGUCUUGGAUUUGGAGGAUUUCAUACACAGCAGCAGCAGCAGCAACAAACUACAUUAGGUGGUCUCUUCAGCCAGCCUACACAAGCUCCUGCCCAGUCCAACCAACUGAUAAAUACUGCAAGUGCUCUUUCUGCUCCAACACUACUGGGAGAUGAGAGAGAUGCUAUUUUGGCAAAAUGGAAUCAACUACAGGCCUUUUGGGGAACAGGAAAAGGAUAUUUCAACAGUAACAUUCCACCAGUGGAAUUCACACAGGAAAACCCAUUUUGCCGUUUUAAGGCAGUAGGUUAUAGUUGUAUGCCCAAUAAUAAAGAUGAAGAUGGGCUAGUGGUUUUAGUUUUCAACAAAAAAGAAACAGAUAUUCGAAGCCAGCAACAGCAAUUGGUAGAAUCAUUGCAUAAAGUUUUGGGAGGAAACCAGACCCUUACUGUAAAUGUAGAGGGCAUUAAAACAUUGCCAGAUGAUCAGACAGAAGUUGUCAUUUAUGUUGUUGAGCGUUCUCCAAAUGGUACUUCAAGAAGAGUUCCAGCUACAACACUAUAUGCCCAUUUUGAACAAACCAAUAUAAAAACACAGUUGCAGCAACUUGGUGUAACCCUUUCUAUGACUAGAACAGAACUUUCUCCUGCACAGAUCAAACAGCUUUUACAGAAUCCUCCUGCUGGUGUUGAUCCAAUUAUCUGGGAACAAGCCAAGGUGGAUAACCCUGAUUCUGAAAAGUUAAUUCCUGUACCAAUGGUGGGUUUCAAAGAACUUCUUCGAAGACUGAAGGUUCAAGAUCAGAUGACUAAGCAGCAUCAGACCAGAUUAGAUAUCAUAUCUGAAGAUAUUGGUGAAUUACAGAAGAAUCAAACUACAACUAUGGCCAAAAUUGCACAAUACAAGAGGAAACUCAUGGACCUUUCCCAUAGAACCUUACAGGUCCUCAUCAAACAGGAAAUUCAGAGGAAGAGUGGGUAUGCCAUCCAAGCUGAUGAAGAGCAGUUGCGAGUUCAGCUAGAUACAAUUCAGUGUGAACUAAAUGCCCCUACUCAGUUUAAGGGCCGACUGAAUGAACUGAUGUCCCAGAUCAGGAUGCAGAAUCAUUUUGGAGCAGUCAAAUCCGAAGAAAGAUAUUACAUAGAUGCAGAUCUGUUACGAGAAAUCAAGCAGCAUUUGAAACAACAACAGGAAGGCCUUAGCCACUUGAUUAGCAUCAUAAAAGAUGACUUAGAAGAUAUCAAGUUGGUAGAACAUGGAUUGAAUGAAACCAUCCACAUCAGAGGUGGUGUCUUCAGUUGACAGUUCACAAACUUGUGUUAAAGGUUUGUGAAAUACAUUUUCUUGUUAUAUCAGACCUUCCUUAAGAAUGAAACUGACCACGUGGAGGGGAAAAGAAAGAAAACAAACAAUCCUCUCUCCUGACUUGGUUUUUGAGAAGGUUCCUGACAAAUUAUUAUUCAUCAAAUCUGAAAUAACUGUCACAUCACUGCUCUUCAGAGAUAGCCUUUGAAAGAUUUACAUCUAAAAGCUGUAACUACUUUAAAAAAGAAGUACAUAAUUACCAAAAAUAUUUCCUAUUGUAUAUUUUUUACAACAGCAUUCUUCUUAAAAAUAAUCAUUGUUUAAUGAUUAUUCUCCAUUGAGCCUGUACUCUGCUCUCCAUAGCAAGUAAAUAGGAAAUGUCUACUUUGCACAUAACAAACUGUAUAAUUACUUGGCUGUUGGAGAUUUGUACUUCAGAAUGUAAAUGUAUGUCAGUUUUUAUAUUUGUGAAUUCAUCUGUGGGAGGAGUAAAGAAAAUCCAAGAGUAUUUAAUGAUUAAUGUGGUUUUCUUUUCAUUCUAUAAAGAUUUGAAAAUAUAUUUUUAUAUUAUUUUACUUAUUUGGAAUUUACAGAACACACCUAAGCAAUUAGGAUAUAACAAAAUUACAUUUUAUCAUUUUUACAACUUUUUUUUAAACCUUUUUAUUUCUAAAAAAGAUGAAAAGUUAUAAAUAAAUUCUUGAUUAUAAUUACUUUUAUAUAAUUCUGUCUGGUGCUUUAUUUGGCUCUGGGAGAAUGGCCAUUCAUGUCCACACAAAUACUAAAUCAUAAUCACAGCUCAAGAAUUUCAGUUUUAACCUGGCUUUAAGUCUGACUUUACCCUCUAAGGAAAGUAUAUCAGUACUGAUAUAUUUUGACUAGGGUACAGCAAAUAAAAAUUACUUCCGAUAUCAUCCAGGAUAAAGAAUUCUCUAAUACAUCAUUAGUAUCUGAAAACACUGGAAAAUGUGAAUUAGACAUGAUAAUGUGCAAUAGUGAUUCUUUAACAACUAGAUAAUUUUAAACAAUUUUUCUGACUACAAACUGCACACCUGGGCUGCAUCAUUUUGGCCCCUCUUGGAAUGCUUUAACUCUGCAUUUCUGCGUAAUGCUUUGUCUUAUGAUGAGAGGUGUUAAAAGAAACAGCCCCAUGAACCGUGCCACUGUGUUUAUUAUGAGGAUGGCAAGGAGUAAGGAGUGUGAUGCACUGUACAUCCAGAGGCCUCCCUCUGAGAUCCCACUGAAGGAAUCUGUCAGGAUGCAGACUAGCUAGCUAACAGUUGUGUAGGAGACACAAACAAGGUUCACGGGGCUGUUUCUUAUAACACCUCUCAUCUUUCUCAUCCAUGUAGCCGAAUGUGGAAGGAGUUUGCCCCUCUGCACACCCGCUCACUGUAGGAAGAGCUGGUGAUCUAAUAGAUGAGACCUGUUACUCACUGAGCCACAUUCUCUGUUGGGCAGAUGGCUAAUCAUGCAUAGCAUGCUUACUUCUCUAGCCUUUCAUUUUUUGUCCUCUCGUAUGUUAGGUUUCUAAUUUCACAAGCCCUAGAUAGGGCGCGGGGUCUGCCUUUUAAAGACAGGCCCAGUUAGCCUCCUAAGUUUUGAUCCUGCUGGUGACUACAUGUGUAAGGCAAGGCCUGUGGUCCUUGUUCAUGUAGCUGGUUAGAUAACUGGACUUGGUCUGUACCUGAGUUGUGUUCCAAGCAACUGAUAACCAAGUUCUAGAUUUGGGUGGAAACGAGAAGAAAAGACCAACCUUGGCCUCUGGACUAAGUUGUGUUCUCCAGCACAAUUUAUAGACGUUCUGUGAACUGGUUCUUGUGGUAAGUCCACUCAAAAUUCUGAACAUGAAGAGAGGUAAAUGGUAGAAUUAAAGCACACUGAACCCCUAACAAACACCUAGUUGAACUUUCAUGUAGUUUUUCUGAAUCUCUGAAAGUGGCCUUAAGUCCUUUUUUGAAACACUGGCAGUGUAAACAAGUGUCAGUUACCAAAGCCCAUGCCUAAAUCAAUUACUUUUCAACCACCACAAUACCUGGGGUAAAAGACUACUGUACUGUACUCAUUUUCCUUGCUUAUUGAGCCCACAUAUUCAUUCAGUACUGUCUGCCUUCCUGGGUUAACAUGAGGUUCAAGUUAGGGACUACGUAUGUGAAAUACUUGGUAAACUGUUGUGUUUAUAACAAUAUAAGGUGUUCAUAUAUAGAAGGAAAAUGAAGAGACUGAAAGAAUACACUAUUUGAAUAGAAGUCAAAGUUUGAUCCUUUAAAGAUAAGUAGAACACCUUUAAAUUCUAAUUAGGAAUUAAAUUCAGGUUAACCAUUAGCAUUACUGACAUUUUAAUAUCUAGCAAUUCUACUGAAAUUAUAGCUAAUAAUUUUAAAGUCUUAUUGAAUUAAAUCAAAAGUAUACAGUUUUUUGCAAUCGUAAGAUUAAUAUAGAAAUAAGUGAAAAAUGAAUUCUGUGACAUCUGGGUCAGCUACCUGAAUUUGUUAAUUACAUUAAUAUGUAAUUCUCAUUUUAUCGAAUGACUUUGGCCAACAAGUGAAAAAUACAUCACUCCUUUUGAUGAUUUCUGUGGGAUGCCUGUAGCAUAUUUCAAGUAAUAAAGAAUGUAUC
This is a messenger RNA of Lagenorhynchus albirostris (white-beaked dolphin), 4212 nucleotides long. RefSeq names its product nucleoporin 54 (gene NUP54). Gene Ontology annotation, cellular component: nuclear pore central transport channel; nuclear pore. The transcript is spliced from 12 exons. The coding region runs from base 61 to 1590 and encodes 509 amino acids. The record is from RefSeq and is a predicted model, not a curated record. Gene Ontology annotation, biological process: protein localization to nuclear inner membrane; nuclear pore organization; NLS-bearing protein import into nucleus. Gene Ontology annotation, molecular function: structural constituent of nuclear pore. NCBI's taxonomy places the organism in Eukaryota, Metazoa, Chordata, Mammalia, Artiodactyla, Delphinidae.